AUGCGCUAUCUUUUGGAGAAUUGUAUAUUGCUUCUAUUUUUAUUUAUCACUUCGUCAACUGUUGCUGAACGAAAAUUUCCAAUUAUUUGUGUUGAUAAAUCACCGUUUUGCAAGCGAAGAAGCCAUCUAUGUCAAAGUAAUGCAUUUCGUAGUGUCAUGCAAUCACUUUGUAAGAAGACAUGCAAACUAUGUGAUGAAAAUACAAAAGAGAAAAUAAUAAAAGACGAUCAAUAUGAAAAUGAAUCUGAUGAAGAAGUUAUUGUAGAAGUUGUAAAUGUGGAAGAUGAUGAGGAUAUAAAUAAUAUUGAAUAUUCUGAAUUCGAAACAACAACUGAUCAAACGGAAAAAGAAACGGAAGAAGAAGUUACCGAAGAACAUAUAACAACUAAAUUAUCUACAACUAUUCCAUAUUCUAUAAUAAAAAACUUAAAACAAACUAUAUGCAUGGAUUCAUCAACAGAUUGUCAAAGUAAACGAUAUUUAUGCAGUGAACGAAGGUAUGCACAAUUGAUGCGCAGAGAAUGUCCGAAAACAUGUAAUUUGUGUCAACCAGGUCAAACGAUAAUGCAGAAUGAGAUGAAUAGAUGGCGAUGUCAGGAUAUAGCACCCCAAUGUAGCCAAUCGUUAUGCGAUCAUCGAAGUUACCGACAACUUAUGCUAACUUUUUGCAAGAAAACAUGUUCAUUGUGUUAA
Molecule: messenger RNA, 693 nt
Organism: Cercopithifilaria johnstoni
Lineage: Eukaryota; Metazoa; Nematoda; Chromadorea; Rhabditida; Onchocercidae
Source: the annotation of a GenBank genome assembly